AUGUUUAAGUGCGAUCAGUGUCAAUGUUUUUUCUCGCGAAAAGACAUUUUAGCUAGGCAUUUAAAGCGCCAUAAUAGUAAUGAACCAUUUAAGUGUACUAUUUGUGGAAAUUUAUUUACUAGAAACGAUGCUCUCAAACGACACAUCAAAAGUAUUCACGGUAUUAAUAAACAGCCUGCAGUACCAACAGCAGCACCAGCAGCACCUUUAGUACCAACAAUACCUGAAGCAAUAAAUGGUAAUAUGUUUGAAGACAGUGACGAUGAAUUGUGUGUUCAAUUGUUGAAUGAGGUUGAAAAUACUGAAUUAUGUAAAAAUGACAAUAAUAUAAUGUUCGAGGACAGUGACGAUGAAUUGUGUGUUCAAUUGUUGGAAGAGGUCGAAAAUAGUGAAUUAUGUAAAACUAAUGCCAAACAACAGGACAUGCUUGAAAUAGCCCCCAACAUUUUCGUGGAAAAUAAUCCAGCUGAAACGUCUAACAAAAGUAAGCGUGUACACGUUGGCACCACGGUCGGAACAAAAGAAAAAAGAAAAAAAGCGAAACUAAUAGAACCAGCAACUGAAACUUCACUUUUAGAAUCAAAUUUGUUCAGCAUUUAUAAUAAGAAAAAUAGAUUUAUAAAAAAAUAUAAUGCUUAUAUGAUUGACUAUAGUAUAACAUUAAAACCUGUGCCGGAAAUUUAG
Molecule: messenger RNA, 684 nt
Organism: Aphis gossypii (cotton aphid)
Lineage: Eukaryota; Metazoa; Arthropoda; Insecta; Hemiptera; Aphididae
Product: transcription factor E4F1-like
Exons: 6
Coding region: 1-684 (227 amino acids)
Biological process (GO): regulation of transcription by RNA polymerase II
Cellular component (GO): chromatin
Molecular function (GO): RNA polymerase II cis-regulatory region sequence-specific DNA binding; DNA-binding transcription factor activity, RNA polymerase II-specific
Source: RefSeq, a predicted model, not a curated record